Messenger RNA from Electrophorus electricus (electric eel), 2749 nucleotides. It is a transcript of the gene lsp1a, whose product is annotated as lymphocyte specific protein 1 a. Gene Ontology annotation, biological process: muscle contraction. Lineage: Eukaryota; Metazoa; Chordata; Actinopteri; Gymnotiformes; Gymnotidae. The record is from RefSeq and is a predicted model, not a curated record. Gene Ontology annotation, molecular function: calmodulin binding; myosin binding; actin binding.
GAAUCAAGAGACAUGUCAAGUGCAAUCCUGAGACGAAACUCCAGCAAGCAAGGCUUGCAGAAUCUCCUAAGAGUGACAGCUCAGCGCAGCGUCGAAGACGCGGAGGAGAUCGAGAGAGAACGCAGGCGACGAGCCCGAGAGGUACUCCGGAAGGAACACAGCUUCACCGGAUCUGCCGGGUCCCCUCAGGACGGCGCAGGACCGAGUGAGGAGUGCCUCUACAAGAGAGACCUGAAACCCGGCAACACUGGCCUGCUGGACGAAGAUGAAGGCUUCAGUGACUGGACCCACCGAGCCCCAGACAAGGGCGUACGCGCGUGUCAGGACAGUCCCAGAGAGGCGGACGUGCAGGCGGAAAGGGCCGUGAAUGGAGCAGACAGAAGAGGGGAGAAGAUCACCUCCACCGCACCAAAUUGGCAACAUAAGGAAUCGCACACAGUCGAGGACGUGGAGGACCACUGGCAGGGGAGGAAGAGCAGUGAGAAAAGGAUGGAGUUUGGGAAGAGGACAAGCGGCCUUAGGGACAGAGAGGCAGAGGAAUGGAAGGCAGAGGUGACGAGGGUCAACAAGACACGCGAAGAGGAACCUGCACCAAAUACUGACGACAAGGUGAAGGAAAAGAGGAAGGACAUUAGGGUCUCAUAUACAUCUAAAGUUGUCCUGCAGCAAGACAGAGUGCCUGGUGCCUACAACAAGGGACCCGCUGGUGAGGAAGUGACAUCACAGCUGUUCAAAACCAGAGUGACAACAAGCAGGAUUGUGGGUCAGGCCCCAGAGCCAAGGGAGCAGGCGGAGGCUGGUCUGGAGACAGAACAGCGCCUGGAAAAGAUCCGUCGUAUUCACCAGGAGAGGGAGAGCCAGGAGCUGGAGCAGCUCCGUCAGCGGCAGGUGGAGGCAGAGGUGGAGCUGGAGGAGCUCAAGAGGAGAAGGGAGGAGCGGCGGAGGUUCCGUGAGGAAGAGGAACGCAAGAGGGAGGAGGAGGAGCAGCACAGGAUGGCUAAGGAGGAGGAGGAACGGAGGCAGAUGAAAGAAGACAUCGAGAGGAGAAGGAUGGAAGCUGCUGAAAGGAGACUGAAGACCCUGUCCACGUCCAGUCCGGACGGGGACGAAACUUUUAACCCUCUCAGUCCAAAAAGCUCCACUUUCAAGACAGAGCAUGAGGAGAGACUGACAGCUGAAAAUACAUGCUCGAUCACAGAGCGAACAGAGUCCUUGAAUCGCUCCUUAAAGAAAAGCAACAGUUUCAAGAAGACUCAGCCACCUGUACUCCUUUCAAAGAUUGAUGACAAACUGGAGCAGUACACUCAUGCUGUGGAGAGCUCCUCAAAAGAACCAAAGGCUACGAAGUCAGGGACGGCGGACGUGCCCAGCGUCCCUGAACUUGUGUCCGCCAAAAAGAACCUGUUUGAGGCAGGAGAGGCGUGGACGCUGAACGCAGCCAGAUGCACCCCAACAAAGGAAACUGAUGGUCUAAAGGUGGGCGUGGCUGACCUGAUCACUCAGUGGGUGAAAGGGAGUCCAGAAGGUGCCAACAGAAACAUGCCUGCCAAACCCUCCGAUGUUAAGGCAGGAGACGUUCUUCAAAAGAAGAACAUGUGGGAGAUCAUCGGAGAGGCAUCUGCCGCCGGCUGUACCAGCCCAGCAGGGAAGGGUACAUCUUCCAGCAAACGGUACAAGUUUGUUGUGACUGGCCAUGGCAAAUAUGAGAAGAUUUCCAUUGACGAUGACCAUUACAGUGACUAUUCAAAUGGAAAAUCAGGGGAUCUGUGCCAGAGCGACCUGUAGGGUCUGUUGCAUGCUACUGUGGUCUGGUUAUUUGGAUAACUUGCAAGAAUGUUUUCUUUAUUCCACAUAUCACAAUUGCAUGCAUAAAUGCCACAUGCAAACAAUGUCUAUCAACAGAUGAAAAGCAACAUGUUGGUUAAGGAGGGGCCAAAACCUUCAUAAUUUUAUACUAUUCAUCACUUAUGUAAUUGUAUUUGUAUGUCAUUUACCACAUGCUGUUUACUUCACGUUUUCUUACUUGUUCUUGCUUGUCCUUGGACUUUUUUUUUCAGACCACUACAUCAUAUUCUAAAGAGUCUUUGAUGAUUGAUUGGUUUGUCUUGUAUUAUUUGUUUAAUCUUGUCUUCAUUAUGCACCAUAUGUAAUGUUAAUCAAAGCUGAAAGUAUUGUUGCAAGGCCAUUGUUACAGUGAUGUAAAUAUGAGGCUAAAAAUGAAAAGAUCAUUGUAAUAUUUUGUAGUUGCAACAAACACCAAAGGAACCAAGGUUUGGAGUGCAUAGCCAGCAUAUUUCCAAAAGCAUUCUUAUUCCAUUUCAGGAGCAAAAGUAAACUUUUUGGAGUAAGAAUUAUAUAUGACUGUGUUUUUUAAAAAUAAAAAAGUGUGUACAAAAGCAGAAUCUUGUGAUUUCCUGCAAGCUGACUUUUCACUAGCAUUUGCUAACAGUGUAUUUAAUGGUUCAUGUGAUCUUAUAUUUUACACUGAAAAUAUGUCUGUUAACAGUCUGGUUGUUUCAGAUGUUCAAAAUUUGAGCUAGCAGUUUACAUAAGGUAGAGAACAGAGCAACAUUUUUAUACACAUGUACCUGUGCGCACACACACACACACACACACACACACACACUGACAGACACAAGUGUGUGUGUGUGUGCUAGAGAUUUAAGAUCAAAACCCUUUUAUAUUGUAUUCUUUGUUUUUUGUUAAAUAAACUGGAAAAUAUUUUUAAUUAUUAAACCCCUUAUUGUUA